This is a messenger RNA of Periconia digitata, 876 nucleotides long. Lineage: Eukaryota; Fungi; Ascomycota; Dothideomycetes; Pleosporales; Periconiaceae. The record is from the annotation of a GenBank genome assembly.
AUGCGUGCCAUCCUCCUUGCACUGCUCUCUACCAACAUCUUCAUCCAACACUUCUCAACCAUCCAAUUCCUAUUUACCUACAGCCUCUUGACAGCUUCUCUGCUUCUUCCCAUCCCAUCCAUCAACAUGAAGUCCUUCGCCCUCCUCGUUGCUGCUGCUGCCGGCGUCGCCGUUGCCCAGGAUAUCAGCUCCCUCCCGGCCUGCGGUCAAACAUGCAUUGGCAACAUGGUCUCCAUUGCCACCACCACCUUCGGUUGCGCCCAGGGCGAUCUUGCCUGCUACUGCGCCAACAUUGACUUCGCCUACGGUGUCCGCGAUUGUGCCAACGAGGCUUGCGGUGCGAGUGAAGCUGGCAGUGUCAUUGCCUAUGGUACCAACUACUGUGCGUCGGUUGCUGCGUCCGCAAGCAGGUCCUCCGUCGCUGCCGCCAUCACAACCGGUGCCCUGAGCGUCCUCUCCUCGGCCCAGAGCGGUUUCUCUACCGCCACCGCGAGUGGUGCUUCGUCCAUUUCUUCUGGUCUCUCGGCUGGUGCAUCUGUGACUUCAUCUGCUGGCAGCGCAGUUGCCUCAGCCACCUCGUCCGCUGGCUCUCGCAUCUCUUCGGCCGUGGAAUCCAUCGCGUCUUCUGCCUCCGAGGCCGUUUCUUCAGCGGCUUCCGGUGCGAGCGAGUCCGGUGCCUCCUUGACUAGCCGUGCUUCAUCUGGUGCUGAGUCUGCCACCUCAUCCAUCGCCAGCGCUGCCUCGUCUGCCGCCAGCGGCGCUUCUGAUGCUGCUGGUUCCGCCGCUAGCUCUGCUCCUCCCAACAACGCCGCUGCUAAGGCCACCGGUCUCCCCGUUGCCGGUGCCUUCGGAAUUGCUGCUUGGUUGCUCAUCUAA